This is a messenger RNA of Cladocopium goreaui, 1461 nucleotides long. Lineage: Eukaryota; Dinophyceae; Suessiales; Symbiodiniaceae. The record is from the annotation of a GenBank genome assembly.
AUGGCCGUGAAUCAGAUGCCAACACCAAGCGCUUUAAAAUGGCCGGAUGCCGUGCAGGAGUCCUGGCUGCUGUGUCCAAAGAGGACACACACUUGGCCUUCGUCGGACUGUGAAAAUGAGUUCGCAGUGUUUGGUCAAGCGACACAGUGGACAGGAGACUGCUCAGGCGUUGACGACUGCAAGCAAGAAAUUCCAGAAGAGCCGGCCAUGUGCGACAAGGGAGUCGGGAAGUCCAUGGAAGAGCUUAUGGAAGAAAAUGCCAAGUUCAAGCAGCUUUCAGAUACGCAACAGCAACUGAUUGCAACUCUGCAGGCUCAACUGCGAGCGCAAGAGGUCGACACGGAGAGUCUAAGGCAACUAGCAGCUUGGCAGGAAAAGGCAAUGAUCUCAAUGAGAGACCAGGUUCAAACUCAAUCAUCUUCUGAGGAUGAGAAGAGGUGGCGGAAUGCAUCUAAUGGCGAUGUAGAAGAAGACGGACGCGACCGCAAGGAGACUGUACACCAGGUACACACAGUGCAUGCUGCAAAAAAUGGGACUCCGAAGUCUCUUGACAAGCUGAAAUCCAAGCUGGCAAAGAUGAGCACGGAGACCACACUCUACAGAGAGCAGGCAGAUGCUCAUGCAAUGACAGCACUUGCCACAGCGGUGCGAGCGGGGUGGAAGGCUGCAUGCGUUCUCCCGCACGACAGCACCUUGCCAUCGCAGACCUCUGUGAGUCCAGCGGACAGAACAGAAUUUAGCUUUGUUGAAUGGCUCUUUACGAGAUCACUGGUACGACAUCGACAAGCUAAAGAUCCGUCACUUUGGUGCCCAGUCCCGCGAGUCAAAGUCUUGCAUGUAGAAAAGAUUGAAAACAGGACCUUUUUGAAACGGUAUGUUCAGCGGCGUGAGGAAUUGUUUGAGGAGAGGGCAGGCCACAGUUGCGAUCCUUUGCGAGACAUCAAGACUUGGAUUGGAAAGUCAAUGACAGUUCGGCGUUCAAUCGAGGAAGUCUGCCGCUGUUCAGAUUCUGGAGUGAACCUGAAUGAGGUGCUUCUCUUCCACGGUUCCACACACGGAAAGAUCAAUGGAAUCUUGAAUUCUGGCUUUGAUCCCCGCUAUGCGGGCCUAGGCACUGGUGCUAUGUUUGGUCAAGGAAGCUAUUUCGCACACAACGCAUCAAAGUGCUUUCGCUAUGCGGGUGAUGAUGGAUUUCGAACUUCGUCUGAGACUGGUGGUUUGCGUCAGUGUGUUCUCUUGGUGAGGGCUUUUCUUGGCAACCCACAUUACCAGGAGCACAUGUGCCCAGACAGACGCAUGCCUCCAGCGAACACCCAUUCCGUAGUUGCUUUGACCAAAGCAGAAGGGGGAUGUGUGGAUCAUCGGGAGUAUGUUUUGUACGAGAAGGCUGCCAUUCUGCCACUUUACAUCAUUGAGUUUGAGCAUUUACCUGACUGUGAAUGCCUUGUGUGCUGCGCGUGA